UUCAUAAUGUGAUGGAUGACAGGUUGAUAAGUACAUUUAAUACACAUUGAAGCAAAUGUGUGUUACGUUUACAUGUAGUGUACAAAACGUACGUUGGGAAGGCAAAUUUACAUUGACAUUGUUAUACGCAUGUCUACGCAGUUCACGCUAUUUACAGGGAGGGGGCACUGGCGUAGGCAAACUCUUAGCUUUGACUAUCAAGCCUUGCUAAAUCACCGCUCUCCAAGGAAACAAAACAAUAUAGAAUUGGGUUGACGGCGUGCAACAAGCAUAGACCCUCUAUCGACACGACAACGCGCUUUCCCGUGGAAUGAGCGUUCCAUGCAGCAUCCUAGGUAUGAAUGACGUGGCCUGGCAGGAGACAAGAGGUGGGAUGCUGCAUGCAAAUGGUGCUCCUGAGACUGGAGGUGUCAGAGUUCAUGGUGGGGUGCCCCUAGUCUCAGUUGGGGGAGCUGUACAAGCUCCUGGAGUUCCACAUUUACAGGGCAUGGAUAGGGGUCCCAACCCUACCCCAGGUACCCCACAGCCUCCACUGAGUGGACGAUCUCAGGAUGACGCCACAGUUGGAUACUUCUUUCAGAGGCAGCCUGGAGAGCAGCUUGGAGGUUGCACACCCAGCAAGCAUCGCUGGCCAACUGGAGAUGCCAAUCAUGUUGACCAGGUUCGUGCUGUGGAUGAAAUGAACUAUGACUUUCAAGCCCUUGCUUUGGAGUCAAGGGGCAUGGGAGAGCUUUUGCCUGCAAAAAAGCUCUGGGAUUCUGAUGAAUUGGCCAAAGAUGGAAGGAAAGGGAUGCUUCUUGGAGAGGAGUGGAGAGACAAUGCCUGGGGAUCAUCUCAUCAUUCAGUGUCUCAGCCAAUCAUGGUGCAGCGGCGUCCAGGCCAGAGUUUCCAUGGGAAUGGUGAUGCCAAUUCUGUGCUUUCACCUCGCUCAGAAGGUGGAGGCCUGGGGGUGAGCAUGGUGGAGUACGUCCUGAGCUCUUCUCCUGGUGACAAGAUGGAUAGUCGCUACAGGAACGGAGGCUAUGGUGGAGGAGAUGCUGACCAAGAUGGGAGAGAGAAGGGUGAUGUCCAAGAGAAAAUAUCGCCCUUUGAAGAGGACAAGAGCCCAGAGAUGAAGGUGGGAGAGGAGAGUGAUCCAGCUAAAGCCAACGGAAGAGGUCUACUAAAUGGCAUGGACAGAGACUGCAAAGACUUCAAUCCAACCCCUGGAAGCCGUCAAGCUUCCCCUACGGAAGCUGUGGAGAGGAUGGGCCCCAGUCAGACAGGUUUGGAAAUGAUGGGACAGCACCACCCCCAUGGCCUCCAACAACAGAAUCCCGCCCAAAACAAGGCCCCAGCUGAGGACUUCCAGAACCAGGAGGCCCAGAACAUGGGAGGUAUGGAGCAGCAAGCCGGAGUGGAGUCCCUCCAGUUUGACUAUGCUGGGAACCAGAUUCAGGUGGACUCCUCAGGGACUCCAGUAGGAUUGUUUGACUACAACUCUCAGCAGCAGCUGUUCCAGAGGUCUAAUCCCCUGACUGUUCAACAGCUCACUGCAGCUCAGCAACAACAAUAUGCCCUGGCUGCAGCCCAGCAGCAGCAUCUCGCUGGCCUUGCUCCUGCAUUUGUGCCAAACCCUUACAUCAUUAAUGCUGCCCCCCCUGGAGCGGAUCCCUACACUGCUGCUGGGCUGGCAGCUGCAGCCACGCUUGCAGGGCCCACAGUGGUUCCACCACAGUACUACGGAGUCCCUUGGGGUGUGUACCCGGCCAAUCUUUUCCAGCAACAGGCUGCAUCUACUGCCAAUCACUCAGCUAAUCAGCAAGCAUCCAAUCAGGGACCAGGGCCUGGCCAACCACAGGUGAUGCGCACAGGAGCCAACCAGCGACCUCUUACACCUGGGCAAGGCCAGCAGAGUCAGCAAGAAUCUCUAGCUGCAGCAGCUGCUGCAAACCCUGCAUUGGCAUACGCAGGAAUGCCUGGUUAUCAGGUGUUGGCCCCUGCAGCUUACUAUGACCAGACUGGAGCUCUGGUGAUGGGCCCUGGUGCCCGAACUGGUCUAGGUGGACCAGUUCGUCUAGUCCAGACCCCUCUCCUCAUCAACCCUGCUGCCGCACAGGCUGCAGCUGCGGUGUCUGCAUCUGGUUCUGGCAACAACAUAUCUGGUCCUCAAGCCAACGGGCUGUACCGCUCCAUGCCUCAACCUCAACCCCAGCCGCAACAGCAGCAGCAGGCUCCCCCACCCAGCAGCGGCCUGCCCUCCAGCUCGUUCUAUGGCUCUGGAUCAGUCCCUAACACUUCUCAGAGCAGUUCCCUUUUCUCACACACCUCUGCUGCCCCACCACCACAAAGCUCCUCCCUGGGCUUCAGCAGCACCGGCGGUUCUCUUGGUGUGGGCCUGGGCUCUGCUCUCGGGGCCUUCGGCUCUUCUGUAUCCAGCUCAACCAGUAGCAGUGUAUCUCGCAGGGACUCCCUGUUGGCAAGUUCUGACCUAUACAAACGUGGUGGCAGCAGUUUAACUCCCAUUGGCCAGCCGUUUUACAACAGCCUGGGUUACUCUUCUUCACCCAGCCCCAUUGGCCUGACACCGGGUCACUCCCCACUCACUCCUCCACCCUCUCUGCCCUCUUCUCAUGGAUCUUCUUCCAGCCUUCACCUAGGUGGCCUGACGAAUGGCAGCGGGCGUUACAUUUCUGCAGCACCUGGUGCUGAGGCAAAGUACCGGAGCACCGGUGGUACGUCCAGUCUGUUCAAUUCCAGCAGCCAGCUGUUCCCUCCGUCUCGGCCCCGUUACAGUCGCUCUGAUGUCAUGCCGUCCGGACGCAGCCGCCUACUGGAAGACUUCAGGAACAACCGCUUCCCAAACCUCCAGCUCCGUGACCUCCCAGGACACAUGGUGGAGUUCUCUCAAGACCAACAUGGAUCUAGAUUUAUCCAGCAGAAGCUAGAGAGGGCCACUCCUGCUGAGAGGCAGAUGGUAUUUGGAGAAAUUCUGCAAGCUGCAUACCAACUGAUGACAGAUGUAUUUGGGAACUACGUCAUCCAAAAGUUCUUUGAGUUUGGAAGCGCAGACCAGAAGCUGGCUUUGGCGACACGUAUCCGUGGGCACGUCCUCCCCCUGGCUUUGCAGAUGUAUGGUUGUAGGGUGAUCCAGAAAGCCCUAGAGUCUAUUUCCUCAGACCAGCAGGUAAUUAGUGACAUUGUCCGCGAGCUGGAUGGCCACGUAUUGAAGUGUGUGAAGGACCAGAAUGGGAACCAUGUGGUGCAGAAGUGCAUUGAGUGUGUCCAGCCUCAGGCCCUCCAGUUUAUUAUUGAUGCCUUCCAGGGCCAGGUGUUUGUGCUGUCCACACAUCCUUAUGGCUGCAGAGUGAUCCAAAGGAUUUUGGAGCAUUGUACCCAGGAGCAGACUCUACCCAUCCUGGAAGAGCUGCAUCAGCACUCUGAACAGCUGGGCCAGAAAUAUCAAGGCGUUUCAUUGGAGAUGACACCCAAAACAUAUUAUACAGUGUCCCGCGAUGCACUGUUCAAGGAUCAAUAUGGUAACUACGUCAUUCAGCAUGUUUUGGAGCACGGCAGACCAGAAGAUAAGAGCAAGAUAGUGGCAGAGGUUCGUGGAAAGGUUCUUGUCUUGAGCCAACACAAAUUUGCAAGUAAUGUUGUUGAGAAGUGUGUGAUCCACUCUUCGCGUGCUGAGAGAGCUCUGCUGAUAGAUGAAGUGUGCUGCCAGAAAGACGGGCCUCACAGCGCCCUGUACACCAUGAUGAAGGACCAGUACGCUAACUAUGUUGUCCAAAGAAUGAUCGACAUGGCAGAACCUGCUCAGCGCAAAAUCAUCAUGCACAAGAUCCGGCCUCACAUUGCCACUUUGCGCAAGUACACCUACGGGAAGCACAUUCUGGCCAAGCUAGAAAAGUACUACAUGAAGAGUGGAUCUGAACUGGGUCCCAUCGGCGGCCCCACAAAUGGCCUCAUGUAAUUGUCAACAUCCCGGGUCUCCUGAGGAAGAAGGAGGAGGAGGAGGAGGAGGAGGAGUCGUCACCCCAAACCCCCUGUUCUGUGAGAGAUGCUCCUUAGCCAUAGGGCCUUUGACACCCUCUGACAUCCCAUUUUUUGGGGGAAUUACCAAAAAAAAAACAGACAAGUCAACUUCACGUAAGAACGCUGUGACAACUGACCCCUGCCACUCUGCCACCCCUGGUGCAGGACCCCAGUGUGGCCCCAAGGGUACGCACAGUCAGCAGGCCGAUUUUUCCUGGGUAAAGCACAAGCCCAUUGUUAAUGAUGUAAUUGAUGUAUUUGACUGGUUUUCAUAUUAUCUUGUACAUUUAGUUUUUUACCUUGUAAAUUCUCUGUAGAAAAAAAACUUAUUACACAUUUGCUGAAAUUUACAAUUCUUACAAUUAACACCAGCAAGUGACUUUAUAAGGCUAAACUGAGAGAUCCUUUUAAAAAAAAAUCAAAAAAAACAAUUCCAUUUGUUUUUGUAACCAGACUUAUUAUGUCAACUGUUCUAAUUAAGUCUAGGCAAUUGAAUAUUAUAUUUGUAUAUUAUCCCAUGCACAGUAAAAGUGUUUUCCCAUGCCAAAGCAGCUGAUGGAUUAGUUUUCAAAAAGCACUACAUAGUAAGGAUGGAUAUAAAUUCCUCCGUCCACAGGUGAGUACUAUGUGCCACGUGCCACAGUCACUCAGGGGUCUUCAAGACCUGUUUGCGAGCUUGGCUUCGGGGAUUGGUGCUUUAGUCUAGAUUUGUGUUUUCCAGUAGUGGUGGCUUUUUCUUGCCUCCUUUUUCUGGCUAAGUGUGGGGGGGGGGCGUGUGUUUACCCCAGCGGCUUGUAGUCUGCCUGACAUUUCGGUACUAAAUAUUACAGCCUGACGAAGCUGAGCUGCUGCAUCCACUGAGCCCCAUUUUAGCCAUCUUACUUUUUCCCUCAUCCAGGUGAUCACUCGGGGUUUAUGCAAGCGAAAAGUUACCAAUAACUUAUAGAGGCAGAGCAAGAGGUUUGGUUGUACAGCGGGCGUGUAACCUGGUAUAAUCUUUACAUGAAAUGACCAGAGUAGGGAGCUUUUUGUGGGAAUAGUGGGGUAUGCGUUGGCAUGCUGUGACAGGUUUUAAUCCUUGGAAUGAUUUUUUUCUUUCAUGUUUUGUGUAACAUCCUAUCUGUCUUGUAGUUUGAGAUGAACACUGCCCUAGAAAUCAGUAUCUUGAUAUCUUGAUACUGAAUAAUCAUCUCUUGCGUAGAAGUAGUUUAGUGACGUAUAGCAUCUUUAUGUAUGAGUAAAUUGUUGCUUUUGGGUAGGGGGCUUGCAGCAAUGAUGGGAUCCCCACCGCCUGAAGGUCAGAGUAGUCAAAAAAAAAUAUUAAAUGUUGUGAAGUGGAGCUUAUCUCAGCUUUGUACAUCUAAGGUGAAAUGAAAUAGAAUUAGUGGGAGAAGAGAAAGAAAGGGAUGUUGAAAGAACUUUUUUUUUUUUUUUUAAACAAUCCUGUUUUUGUUUUUUAGAUUUGAUUUGAUUUUUCUUUUUUUCUUUUUUUUUUCUUUUUUUUUCUCAUUUGGUUGGGUAUGCAAGUGCAUCGGUGGAGGCUGGUGGGGCCAUCAAAAGCUACACAAUUCACCUGUAAUGCUCGUAGUGAUGGCUUCUUUGCUUCAUAUGAAUAAUUGUAGAAUACAUGUAGUAUAUGUGCAGUUAAUAAGUGUAAGAGUAUUAGUUUAAUUGAAAAAAAAAAGUCUAGUUGUGGUGUUUGACAGGCCUUGCUCUAAAUUUGUAGUGAUGCUUUUAUUUCGUCUGUACAGUUGUACAUUUGUAAACGUUUAUGCUGUAAAUGGGAUGUCUUUUACACUUUUUGGGGAAAAAGGCAAAAAUGUGCAUUUUGAUGUGUGUAUAUUCAUCACUCCUUUCCCCCUGAAUAUAAUGUAUACAGUUUUAUUUGAUCAAGUGUAAUUUUUAAAAAAAAAAAAAAAAAAACUUUAUGGCUUCACAAUCUGGCAUGGUUUUUGUUUUUAAUCCGUUAUGGGAAAGGCCAGCCUCUAUUUGUACUGGAGCUGUAACAUCCACUGUUGAUAGUCUUUCUGAUGUGUGACAGUUUAAAAAGGAAAAAAAAAAACAUUCUGUACUAAAACCGAGGCUGCAUUUAGUCCUCUCUGCUACCAUGGAAACUUCACAGGAUAUGACAAGAAUUAUUUUUGUACAGAAGAGUGCUGUAUUUUGGAACAGCUACUACCUUGUAAGCAAAAGCAAUGUAAAAUAUUGUCAAUUAUAUAAAUAUGAACAUAUGAGUUUUGUCACACUGUCAAAGUCAUGUACAUUUUCAGGUGGCCUUAUGUACAUUUCCAGAUGUUAGAUGAAGAAAACAAACUCAUUUUUGGAAGCAGAAUUGUGACUAUGUAUGAUUAAACUGUUCUUCUAACAUUUGA
Seriola aureovittata is the source of this 6389-nucleotide messenger RNA. It is a transcript of the gene pum2, whose product is annotated as pumilio RNA-binding family member 2. The transcript is spliced from 23 exons. Bases 311 to 3955 code for a protein of 1214 amino acids. The record is from RefSeq and is a predicted model, not a curated record. Lineage: Eukaryota; Metazoa; Chordata; Actinopteri; Carangiformes; Carangidae. Gene Ontology annotation, cellular component: cytosol; cytoplasm. Gene Ontology annotation, biological process: miRNA processing; regulation of mRNA stability. Gene Ontology annotation, molecular function: mRNA 3'-UTR binding.